This is a messenger RNA of Prorocentrum cordatum, 1428 nucleotides long. The record is from the annotation of a GenBank genome assembly. NCBI's taxonomy places the organism in Eukaryota, Dinophyceae, Prorocentrales, Prorocentraceae.
AGCCCACCCUGGUCCGAGAGCGGCCUCCGGCCACGACCGAGCGGCGGGCCAGUCCUGGGAGGGGCGCGGGCCGGCGCACGACAUGGGCUGCCUCGGCUGCCUCGAGGGGCUCGGGCUCGGGGGCAAGAGGCCGCCGCCGCUGCCGAGAGGUCCGAUGACGCUGAAAUACUUUCCCUUCACGGGGCGGGCCGAGCCCAUCCGCCUCGCGCUGAGGAUCGGAGGCAUCGAGUUCCAGGACCAGCGGAUCACGAACAUCGAGUGGGCGACGGCGGCAAAGCAGACGACCCCCUACGGCCAGGUGCCCGUGCUGGUGGUCGAGCAGACGCAGAUCGCGCAGACCAAGAACAUCCUCAGGUACCUGGGGAAGCUGAUAAAGCACGACGGGCGCCUGCUCUAUCCGGAGGACCCCCUCGUGGCCGCCAAGGUCGACGAGGUGCUGGACGCGUUCGACGACGUGUGGGUCCUCCUGGCCCCGACGUAUCCUGAAUCAAGGACAAGGAGCAGAGGGAGCUGGCGAGGCAGAAACUCUUCGGGCCCGGCGGCGAGGCCGCCGCCAUGCUCGGCAUCUUCGAGAGGAUGCUCAAGGACAGCAGCAACGGCUUCCUGGUGCCCGAGGCGAAGGGGCUGACGGUGGCCGACCUCGCCUACUUCUGCUACCUGAACACCAUUCGCUCGGGCUUCGUCGACGGCCUCACGGCGAACCUUUUCAGCGAGUUCCCGGAGAUCAGGAAACACAAGGACAAGGUUGCAGGCAUCCCUGCAGUGGCUAGGUACUACGCGGACCCGUCAAAGUCCAACCCAGAUAAUCUGCAGAUAUACGAGGUGUUCAAGCCUGGCAAGUGAGCGGGCUCCGGGCACAUGUCUUGUGUCUGUCUAGGGGAGGGUCGAAGGGCGGAGUUGUCUGGAACCCCAGGCAACGGUGCCGGUCGGGAGCUCCGGCCUGGCAUGCUGCGCCGCCGAUUCUGGUUUAUUGCUCUCUGGCGCGACAUGCUUACCACGUCCCAGUCCCAGCCUUUCGCAGCCUACCAGGAGGAGGAGCGAACGGCGGCGCUGGCGACCUGAGACCACAGUCGGCUGUGCUCGGGGGCAAUCGGCCUCCAGCUUAUUCUCCGUGUCCCUUCGGAAGACGUGCGCUGCCCAGUGCAGCGAUCCGCGUCAGCGUGUCUCCACUUGUUCCCCGGUCGUAGACUCUCAGUUUGCAUUGUUUGCACGUGUUGCUGUGGACCAGCUGUGUCGCACACCCAGUACUUCGGCUAGGUGCGUAGCACCAGGCUCAUCUCUGCGCGUGUUACAUACGCUUUGCCGCACCGCACGUACACUUGAACCAGGGGGGGUUGGACAAACAGUGUCUUUGCAGGCUCGUUCUGUCGUGCAUGGGACCACUGCGUGCCUUUGCUGAGGGACUCGGUGUGUGGCCAUCCCCUUAGG